GUUCACAUCAGGUUCAGAUACAUUUACAGACUAACUACAUGGCAGCAAAAAUUAUCUGUAGAUGUGACAAAUGACAGACUUCCUCACAAGGAGGGUCCCUAGAGGAAGGCUGGUUUGAUUCUCAGAAUGCUAAAGUAGAUGCCAAAAUAACCUUAAGACUUAGUCAACGCACAAAAAGAGGAAGUGGUCGAUGGUAUUCUUUCCGGUCCACAGCUGCGUAUACUAAAAAGCAGCGGCUCAGAUGUGUCCUUACUUUAAAGGGUGACAUUAAUGUGUGUUUUUGCUGUUUUCUGUAAAAGCUUCUGUGGUUUGGAACCGAGUGGCCAUGAAUUUCUUUCGCCAGUACGCCUUGUUGUUGCUGAUUGGGGCGAUUUUAGUCUCCUUAGUGAUCUGCUUCAUCUUCUUUCUCAUCAAUAAGUGCAUCUCCAAGAGAGGUGAACACCAAUUCUUGCAGCGUAUGAAAACAUCUGCCUUCAAAGUCGAGAGCAACAAGUACCAGGAGAGAGACCCCGAAGCCAUCAUUCCCCCACUACCUCCUCGGACACAAUUUCUCACAGCAGAGGCCCAAAGCUACGAGAACCUGGCGGAGGUGCCCGACUACGAACAGUGUGCAGAUGACUACGAACAGUGUGCAGAUGACUACGAACAGUGCACAGCUGACUAUGAGCAGAGCACAGCUGACUAUGAACAGAGCACGGACCAGCAGCCAGAGUACGUGAAGGUGGAGGAGGAAGAGGAGAUCCUGCCUCCUCCUACACCUUACAAUCAGCCAGAUCCAGAAAUAAAUCACGGGGUUUCAGAGGGGCAAAGCUACGAGAACCUGGCUGAGGAGCCUGACUACGAGCAGGCUGUGGACGAGCAGCCCGACUACGUGCAGGUGGAAGACGAGGCGGAGACGUUCCUUCCUCAACCUCCAGAUCCAGCCGCUGAUAACUCGUCCACGGAGGACUACGACGACAUCGGAGAAGAUCAGGGAGAAGACUACGAUGAUGUGGGAUAAAACCACAAGAGGACAAUGCAGAGACACUUUGACUCUCCAUCUGAAUCCUGCUGAGCAGAGAUUUCACUUACUACAGAUUUUUUUAUGUCGCUUCUAUUUUUUGAUAAUAUUCAUAAAAGUGUAAAUAACUGAAGACGCUGAAAUCUGCUGAGCGGCGAUGAGACAACUGGUUUGAUCUUUAGGGGGUUUGAAUCUUCUUAAUCUUGUUUGCUGAUCAGGAAUCUAGCAAAUAUAAGGAUGUUUUCUACGUUUCUGAUUUCAAACACAAUCCUUCAGUCUGAGUAUUUGAACAAACUGCUUGGGAUUUGCUUAAAAAAUUCAUUAACAAGCAAAAACUCAAACACAGACCAGGAUCCAGUUGACAAACUGCACAUUAGCUGAGUAUUUAAACUAUUUUAAGCUCCCAAUGUCACAGUUACAACAUUAGCUCAUUUUACUAAUAGCAGUACAACAGUAAAACGUACAGAAAUACAUUUCAAAAAAAGACAAAAAAGACGUCAUCUUUACAGCAUUAGUGCUUCUGCAAACCCUUUCCAGUAAUUCUAAACUGACUCUUCUGAUGGUAAAUUCCAAAGAGGUGUUCAGAAGAGAGCAGGAACCAGUCUUUGCACAAAAAAGUGGUGCUUAAUAGAGGACAAUAGACAUCUUCAACAGUGUACAACCACAACUCCUCUUCCAGCAAUGAAGUGAAACUUUCUGAUGGAGUUUUUCCUCCUGUGUUGUUUCUGUUGGGUUUGAUAUGAAACGAUGUGGAAAAGAGCAGAGUUUUUUAGAAAUAUAACUUCAAAUUUUACCAUUUAACCACAUUUAAUUUAGCGUACAUAAUAAUAAUAAUCAUUAGAGUUUAACUGAUACUGAAUUUCUGGAGUCGAUACCAGUACAAACUUUUAGGUUGUACAAACUUAUAUGGAAAAGGUCAAAUGAUGGGUUCAUUGCUUAUUGGCUUUUCAGGAAUGUUUUUCGCAAACUAGUUUGCAUCUUACCACCAAGCUUGACUCCGCACCACCACGUAUUCUGCUACAUGUGCUGCAGACAGUGCUGAAGAUUGUAAACGAUGAAGUCUGAGCCACUCAACAAAUUACGUGAUUGUACAAUUUCUAAAUUAUGCCCAAAGUUUUUUUCUGCAUUAUGUUCUGGGGAAGAAAGUUUUCAUAUCGACACAUAUCAGACAACAUAUAUGCCGAUACAAAUAUAUUGUGACGGGCCGAUAUCGAACAAUAAUAUCGGCUGACUGAUAUAUCAGUUGCGCUCCAAUAAUAAUAAUAAUUUUAUUUGUGUGGCACUUUUCUUACCUCGUAGCAAAAACAAUCACAAAUAUAAAAGAAAAACACAAGAACAACAAAAUACAAGCACUCAAUUAAAGACUGAAUCCAAGAAAUAUAAAAAUAAAUCAUCCAAAAGAUGCACAUAAUCAAGAAAGGACAUAAAUUUGUGUGCUUUAAUUGCUGUAAUAUGUAAAUGUGAUUGUCAGGUGAGCUGGUAAGUCUAUGAAAAUGCAUCUUAAGAGAGAAUUUAAAAGCAGAAACAGUGACAUUUGAUCUAAUACUAAGUGGAUUGAAAUUAACUAAAUGGGUUGGACAACAAAAUGUAGUCAUUAUUGCAUUGUGAAUAUAUAAAGGUUGCAAGGCCAAAGCUUUAUCUGUGCUAUUUGAUCAUAUUGUAACAUAUAGAAAUUAAUCCAGACUGUAAAUUAACCAUUUACAAAUCACACAGAAAUCCAGCAGCAAACGAUGAAUAUAUCCUACUGAAAAGUCUCAUAUCUGUGUAUGUGGAGCCUGAUAUGAGUUAAUCUUCUGUUCCACGGAGCUUCAUCCAUCAUGUUGUCUGAAAUCUAUUAAAAACACACCAGUGUUGCACACUGUUGAGUCACUGCCACAUGUCAACUCUGCUCCACUGCCCUAAAUACCCACUUGAGCACCAAAUGUUUAUUAAUACGCAGCGGAAAAUAGUCCCCACUGAUCCCCUAUUUACUCCUUUUUGUGUAAGUUUUGAUUAAAAAUUAUUGUUGUUCACUGAA
Stegastes partitus (bicolor damselfish) is the source of this 3017-nucleotide messenger RNA. It is a transcript of the gene scimp, whose product is annotated as SLP adaptor and CSK interacting membrane protein. The record is from RefSeq and is a predicted model, not a curated record. The coding region runs from base 326 to 1000 and encodes 224 amino acids. The transcript is spliced from 4 exons. Gene Ontology annotation, cellular component: tetraspanin-enriched microdomain; immunological synapse; membrane. NCBI's taxonomy places the organism in Eukaryota, Metazoa, Chordata, Actinopteri, Pomacentridae.